Molecule: messenger RNA, 300 nt
Organism: Saxophila tyrrhenica
Lineage: Eukaryota; Fungi; Ascomycota; Dothideomycetes; Mycosphaerellales; Extremaceae
Exons: 2
Coding region: 1-300 (99 amino acids)
Source: RefSeq, a predicted model, not a curated record
AUGCACGCCCGCGCCACCAUCUCCGGCACCACGAUCGCCGACACAGACUCCUUCGAGUUCGUCGAGGGUAACGUCUACUUCCCAGUCUCAUCCGUGGUCGACCGCGAGAAGACGCUGACUCCCGGUUCCCGAACUUCUCACUGUCCUUGGAAGGGCGACGGGAAGUAUUAUGACUUGCAUGUCAAUGGGCAGACGAUAGCAAAUGCGGCGUGGUAUUAUCCGGCGCCGUAUGAGAAGGCGAAGAUGAUUAAAGAUUGUGUUGCGUUCGACAAGAGUAAAGUGACUGUUGGGAAGGACUAA